Larimichthys crocea (large yellow croaker) is the source of this 2393-nucleotide messenger RNA. RefSeq names its product sushi domain-containing protein 6. Gene Ontology annotation, biological process: DNA damage response. The transcript has 5 exons. The record is from RefSeq and is a predicted model, not a curated record. NCBI's taxonomy places the organism in Eukaryota, Metazoa, Chordata, Actinopteri, Sciaenidae. Bases 35 to 1036 code for a protein of 333 amino acids.
UUUGGCGUCCCGCAGCGGCCAAUAGGAAGGCUGGAUGUCCGUGUCAAACACAGCUGAUCGUCGAGGAGACAGACGAGCCGAAACGGUCCCACUUGUUGCUGAGCAGGAGCAGCGAACAUCAGCUGACGGUCGAGCUCGGAUCCAGCUUCACUUUCCAUCCUCGGAUCUGUCGGUAAACGUCCAGAACUCUCCGCUGCAGCCCGAACAGCGCGUCCGUUCACCGACACACCGCCGCUGCCUCUGCGGAUCUCAGUCUGGUUUGAUGUCUGGGUCAGUCUUGUAUCCAUGGCCGUGUGGACGCAUCAGUCUGGUUUGUGGACUCCUUCUCCUGGCCUCCUCACCGCUCCUCACUGCAGGCCGAAUGGGCAACUGCUCUCACCCUCUGGUGCCAGAACACGGAGGUUUCCGCUGUGAUCCGUCCCCGUGUCGAGGUUUCCUCCAUAAGAGCACCAUCCAUCUCUUCUGUGAGCCCGGAUACCACAUCAGGAGCAAGUACCGAGUCUCCAAGUGCCGCCACGGGAUGUGGCAGCCUGCGAUACCGACCUGCGUCCCUAUCAAAGAGGGUCCUAACAUGAACUCUGAUGACAGAGUGAAUGACUCGAUGCCCAGCAUGGCCACAACAGCGGUGGGUGUGUCCAUCUUCCUGCUCACCACCACUGCCUGCCUGGUUGUCAAGUCCCGCCUCUACCCCUGUCAAUCACACAGCCGUCGCUCCUCAGACCAGCUGGACCUGAUGGCGGACGGCCUUCCUGUCCCCCUCCCCUCCUACGAGGAGGCGGUGUACGGCAGCUGGGGGCAGCGCAUCCCAGCCUGCUCCGCUCCAGGACCCACCCAGCUCCUCUUGGCUCAGGAGUCCCCCAGCUGUCACCAGUCACCUCAAUCUGAUGGCAGUCACCACCCCCUCCUGUCCAGCCAGAGCCCUGAUAACCCCCCACCCCCAUACGAGGAGGUCCAGUCAUCGCAUCCCAGAGACAGGAUGAAUGACGAGGACGUCCAGCAGCUACAUGUCGCACUUUCAGAUGACAAAGACACUUGAUGGACAGACUGUGGGGUUCAAACUGUUUGUGAGACUGAAGAUUUGAUUGACAGCUAAUUGCUGCAGUGCAGUGUUUACUCUGCAGAUGAUUACAGCCCAAUGACGGCUGACAAAAACCACGGACUGACAUCAGACUCCUGUGCUGCCUGCACUUUUCCUGGUUGGCUGCAGCUCACCAGCAUCAGGACGCUCUGUCCUAUCACACGCUAUUUUAGAUAAGCUCUGAUUGGCCUGUUGUAACGUCACAAAGACUCGAGGAGGACUGAAGUGCAUUCAUAAAUUAAUGUUGAUUGUAUACUGUGUUGUAUGAAUGUAUGUGACAGGAGAGAGAGUUUAUGUGUUGUCGGGUGAAAAGCUUUUAUCCAGAAUGUAUUAAAAUGUAAUAUUUUGUUAUGUAGUAUUUUAUUUGUAAUAAUUAUAAUAUAUUUUUAAAUGAGAUUAAAUAUAAAAAAUCCCCCCAAACUGGAAUUAUGAGGUUUUCAGAGGACAGCAGUAAUAUACAAGUGGAAGUGCCUCUGUGUGUGUGUGUGUGUGUGUGUGUGUGUGUGUGUGUGUGUGUGUGUGUGUGUGUGUGUGUGUGUGUGUUUUCAGUGUUGCUCUGGAGACGUCGUCCAUCCUUCCCGUCAGUGACGGUUGUUCGAGGCUUCCGUCGUGAAGUCAGUGUAGACUUGCUGUUGCAGAAACCUGCAUGUUUCCACGGUAACCGGCUCUAUUCAAUUUCUGUCUGAGAGUUUUUGUACAGCGUUUCUCUUUGAGUCUAACUGGACUGUGUGUUGUGGAUUUGAAGUCAGCGUGGUGAACACACUCGGGUAACUGAUGGUGACUUUGUGAAACUCAGUCUGGACCAACAGCAUGUUGUGAUGUUUAUAAAAAAACAAUGUUCAUGUUGUGUACGCAGAUAUUUAGAGACCUGAAAAUGGUUGGAAACCAAACGGUCUGUUAAAGUGUUUCUCCUGUGUUCAUAAAGUGGUGAGUGAAGUGAAACAAUGAAGAAUAUUUAAAUUAAAAAUACAGUAAAAGCUGCAUACUGACUUAACAGUACAUUUAUUUGCCCUGGUGGCUUCGGUGCUUUCAUUCAAAGAGUGAUCCAAAAAACUAUUUUCAUUACACAACCUGCAAAAAAAAAAAACCUCACAGAAGUUGGACCAAACUCCAAAAUGAGCAGAACUGAUCAGAUAAAUGUCCUCACCUCACCUGGCUGUUCCUCUGCAGAGCGACUGACGCCUUCACAGACCUUGAAUGUAAUUUAUGUUUUUGUGCCAACAAAUUAACUAUUCUAUGGAUUGUAAUACAAAUUAUUUGUAUAUUGUAUUAUUGCACAUAAUUCUAUUAUAAAUAAAUAAAUGUUGAUAUACUU